Pseudo-nitzschia multistriata is the source of this 1729-nucleotide messenger RNA. NCBI's taxonomy places the organism in Eukaryota, Bacillariophyta, Bacillariophyceae, Bacillariales, Bacillariaceae. The record is from the annotation of a GenBank genome assembly.
CGCAAGGCAUUUAAAAAAAAUCAAAUCUUGUUUGAAUGCAUUAUUUGAAUGCAUUACGUACGAGUACGUACGGUACGUUUCUGGCGGAAGAAAAAAGAAGAUACUGUACUGUACAAACAGAAUCGGAAAUACUUGUACAAUUCAGUACAGUACAGUACUAUUCUGAUUUCCUAUCCAAUUAGCGUCCCUCUUCUAGGUGACAGAAGAAAAAAUUCAAAUUCUUUGAAGCAUUCCCAAGCAAUACCCCUUGUAAAUGGGCGAUACCCACCAUCUCAUCAUCCCAAGCAAUGGAAUUCCGCAUGCUUUGAAUCAAUGCGAAUGAUCGAUUCUUUUGCCACCGACGACGACGAAACCAUCAAUCAUCAUGGUGGCAAUCAAGAGCAAAAGAUAUGGAAAAUAUGCAUUCUUUGCGAGCCACCUCCCAUAACAUAUCGAAGCGGUCAGGCCGCCCGCUUUCGAUUGCUCAUGAAGCACUUGAGUGACCACCACCACAAUACCCAUAAACUGCAGCUCGUUACUGCCGACGCCGUCUCCGCCUCUCCACCAUUGCAUUGUUUCAACGGUAAAAUUCCCAUUCAUUAUACCCUUGGAUUUUGUCCCCGCCAGUACAAGACCAUGACCCUUUCCUGCGAUGCUAGCCUCAAAAGCCUACGGGUGCUCUUUCCAUCGCAGCAAAAGUUUGAUUUGAUCCACGUUUCUUCCCCCGGAUUGUUGCUUUUUCCUGCUAUUUUGGCGAGCCAGCUUUACCAAAUCCCCUUGCUGAUGAGCUACCACACGCAUCUUCCGAUUUACGCCCGAUCUUACCUUCCACGUCCGUUCAAUGCUCUCGGAGAGAUUUUGGCCUGGUUUGGACUUAUCAUCGUGCAUUUCUUUGCAGAUUUGACGCUCGUGACGAGUCCUCAGAUUGAAGACGAAUUUCGAGCGCGGUACAGCACAAUGAGGUUUAUGUUGCCCUCUAGUAUAAAUAACAUGUCACUCCUAGUUUGGAAAAAAGGCGUCGACACGACAGCAUUUCACCCAAUUCAUCGAGACAGGGAAAUGAGGGAAAGAAUGAUCGGAACUCAUGGCAAUCCAGAUGACUUCUUGAUCGUCCACGUCGGUAGGCUAGCGAAAGAGAAGAGACUAAAGGAUCUUAGAGGUGUUCUCGAAGAAAUAAAUACGCGCCGCAACUGGAAUCGCAAUAGAACUUGUCCCACUAUUCGUUUGUGUAUCGUUGGAAGUGGUCCAGAAGAAGAAGAAUUGCGGAGAUAUUUCGAGGGAACACCAACAGUGUUCUUGGGGAGGCUCGAUGGCAAAGAACUGGGACAAGCAUUUGCUUCCGGUGAUGUAUUUUGUAUGCCUAGCGACUCGGAAACACUCGGAUUUGUGGUAUUGGAAAGCAUGGCUUCCGGUGUUCCGUGUGUAGCAGCACGAGCCGGUGGUCCGAUCGACUUGAUAGAGGACAACGUCACGGGUUAUCUUGUUCCCACCGGAGACGUGUCGGCCUUUGCUGAUCGCAUCGAAGCCAUGAUGAACGACCAAGAAUUGCGCCGGAGACUCUCGCUGGCGGCGCGAAAGGAAAUGGAGCGCUGGAGUUGGUAUGCGUCGAUGGAACAAAUUCGAGACCAAGCUUAUCCAAAGUGUGUAGAAAACUUUCGGUCCAGACGAUUGAGCCAACGGCUGUACCACAGGUUUAUGGGACAGGCAAAGAAACCAAAGACAUCGUAAACAGAAAGAUUAUUCACCACAU